ACCUUAGUCCCCGCGCUUGUUCUGACACUUCUGACUGCUACACCAGCUGCUGCUUUUCCAGCGCCUGUUUGGGGCACCAAAAAUAAAAGCAAACUGAUAAUAGGAUUGGCCAAUAGGACAGAGGUGACACAGAUGAUGAAUGAGGAUCAGGUGAACAAGCUCAUCCAGCGAUGGGGAGACACUCCUGAGGACAAUCUGAAACCAGAGGACUACCAGCAGUUCAAAGAUUUAGCAUGUCUCACUCAGGUAGACAGCGAGUACUUCCUGACACUCCUUCAAGAUGAGAAAAACCAGAGUAUGGUGAAAUCCAUGGGCUGUGUUCUCUUGACCCCUCUCAUGGAGAAAGUACUGGAAAAGGACAAGAGUUGUGACCAGAUCCAGGCAGCCAUCACACACGUGACCACAACGUGCAGACCUCAUAAAGUCCUGGAGAACUUGAUCGUAGUCGUCGAAGAUGCUGAUCCAGACGCUAUUUCAGAGACAUUGGUGGCAAGUGUCCCACAUCUGCAGACAGGGUUGCUGAGGCUGGAGGAGGGUCGAGCUUCCUCACUGGGCACGGUUCUGUCCGUUCUGCACAAGCAGCUGACUCGGCUGCCGGUGCCGUACACCGAGCAGCAAGAGGCGGAUGAUGAGUUUGGUGUUUGCCGCUGUUGCACCGCCUUGACCUCUUUCACCAAGCCCUUCCUGGAGGAGGUGAGGAGCAAUGGUGGGAAUCACCAAGAGAUGAAGCUGGAACUGCUCAACUUCUGCAUUCGGAGCCUCAGGGAACCUUUACUUGAAGCUGAACUGACUCCACAAAGAGACUCCUCCCCCUUGUGGCUCUUUGCGUCACACAUCAUGGUCACUUUAGAUGCCAUCAAUCAGUCCAUCACAGAGCUGCUCUUCUUCAGCACAAAACAGAGAAACAUCCAGAUGGACAAAAGUCAGUUAGCAGAGUCCAAAGGCUGUCUGGCGUAUCUUCUGUUUGUCAGGCUCCUGGCCCUGGAAUGCAUCCCGACAGUGCUCAGUCCAGAAUUUAUUCUUCAGUGCAACGUGGAAUACGUCCAUCAGCUGCUUAGCAGCAAAAGGGAGUCCCAUUUACUCAAAGGACUGGCACUGUUUGAAAGAUGCUUGGAGAGAGUGCACGACAACAGCUUGGCAGUCAACCUGCUGGAACUGAAGAGCUUCUACCAUGUAAAGCAGAGUCUGCUACAAGUCGUGACUGAUUGUCCCAUGCAACACCUGAGAGAAAGUGGCCAGAAGGUUUUCCAGCUGCUUAUCCACAAGUUAGAAGCUGAAGCAAAGCACAAGUUGUUUGGAUGGCUGCUAAAGAGCAGCAAGCAUCCAGGAGUGGAAUGUUUCAUUGUGAAGAACAUUCAAAAUCAAGUGGAAUCCUCCAUGAAGCUGGGCAACGCCACAGGAUGGUUCUUAGGGGCGGAGCUUCUCUCGCUGUUGGGCCUGGUGUUAACGUUAGCGAAUGGUGCAGAGACUGAUCUGCUUCACAACAAGGACAAGAUAAUGGCCAGUCUGAACCUCCUGUGCUACCUUCUGAGCAGAGACAAAAGGCCAGAGCGUCUACUGGCACAUGCCUUCAAAUCUCCACAGUGAAACCAGGGGAUUUAUCCAAAAGAUCACCAGAGGUGCAGCAUCAGGUGCUGCAAAGUUCUCUGGUGACCUUUGACCUAAUGGAGAGCCUCAUUGUCCGCACAGAGGAAAAGAUCCCCCAACAAACUGCUUUAUUUGUGUGAGCAAUAAAACAAUAGCAAGUGUGAAAGAAGAAGGUUUAGAUGAAGUGUUUGAGCACGUCCCACACAGGGCUUCUUUCCAGGAUGUGAGUGCGAGCCAGAGCCAUGUGGUCCUGGAUACGCUCUACAUGAGGCUUGCUUGUGGCCUGCGGAUUAAGAUGCAAUAUACUAACCUGUGCAGGUUUCCCUCUCCCUACUCUCUCACCUUUGCAAUGGUCAGCAUUCCUUUGAGAAUGUCUGUGUUGUUUCGCACGGGCAAGACCCUGGGAUUGCUGCCGAAGAAGCUGGAAGAAGACAAAAGAAAUAAACAAGUGGAACCUCCAUUUAUGAACUGAAUUGGUUCUUGAUCAGGGUUCGUGAAUAGAAGAGUUUGCAUAUUUUAGCACAUUUCUCCAUAGGAAAGUUUAUACAUUUCAAACACAAUGUAUAUUAA
This is a messenger RNA of Nerophis lumbriciformis (worm pipefish), 2157 nucleotides long. Its product is annotated as glomulin-like. The record is from RefSeq and is a predicted model, not a curated record. Gene Ontology annotation, molecular function: ubiquitin-protein transferase inhibitor activity. Gene Ontology annotation, cellular component: cytoplasm. Lineage: Eukaryota; Metazoa; Chordata; Actinopteri; Syngnathiformes; Syngnathidae.